Molecule: messenger RNA, 420 nt
Organism: Mesorhabditis spiculigera
Lineage: Eukaryota; Metazoa; Nematoda; Chromadorea; Rhabditida; Rhabditidae
Source: the annotation of a GenBank genome assembly
AUGAAGUGGGGAUUCGUUGCCCUCGUCGUCCUCGGACUCGUCUGCCUCGCCAUGGCCGAGAGCAACAACAACCAGGAGACCGAGACUGGCCUCGCCCUUGAGGCCGACUCCGACCUGGAGAUGAUCCGUGAGAAGCGUGCCGUCCACCACCGUCGCCGCCACCACAAGAGGGGACGCAAGAACCGUCGUGCUCUUCAACGUGCCCAGCGUCGUCUCCGCAACCGUCGCGUCAUCAACCGCAUCCACCACCGCCGUCGCGUCAACGCCCGCCGUGCCGCCAACCGCAUCGCCCGCCGCCAGCGCCGCAACCACCAGCGCAACCUGCGCAAGGUGUUCCGCAAGCUCGCCAACGAGCGUCGCGCCCACCGCGCCCAGAUCAAGGCUCUCCAGAGGAAGGCUCCCGCCGCCACUGAGGCUCAC